Molecule: messenger RNA, 597 nt
Organism: Harpegnathos saltator (Jerdon's jumping ant)
Lineage: Eukaryota; Metazoa; Arthropoda; Insecta; Hymenoptera; Formicidae
Exons: 1
Coding region: 1-597 (198 amino acids)
Source: RefSeq, a predicted model, not a curated record
AUGCCGUACACACGGCAAACCAGGCAGUGGCAGGAGUCGUGCGCUCCAUCCGUAACCUGGGCCUGGUGGUGGCUGAAAGAAAAACAGAAGCCAUUUUCUUCCAUGCUAAGGGAUGGAAGCCACUCCAUGAGAUAUCUGGGCCUCAUAUUGGACGGCACCUGGUGCUUCAGAGAGCAUUUCAACAGGCUGGUCCCCCGACUUAGGGUAAUAUCUGCCAGGCUGGGCAGGCUUAUGCCCAAUGUCGGGGGACCAGACGGGAAGGCUCGUCGCCUCCACGCGGGAAUUUUGAAUUCGGUGGCACUCUACGGAGCGCCGGUAUGGGCAAAAACCCUGGCCGUCAGUCGCCCGAUGCGAGAGCAAAUGCGCAAAGUGCAGAGGGUGCUGGCGGUCAGGGUGGCAAGAUGCUACCGUACCGUGUCCUGCGUGGCGGCGACGGUCCUGACGAGUAUGUCCCCCAUGGAGCUCAUGGCCCUGUCGUACAGACAUACGUACGACAGGAAGCGUGAGCUCCUAAGAACGGGAGGGAUAGGAGAACCGCUCGCCAGGACCAUACGAAACAUGAAGCACCAGGCUCGACAGGUCCUCCUCCAGAGAUGA